AUGACACAGGUUUUAACAACGUACCGAUUGGGAGAGCAUAGCUCCACAGAGAGAUCUCCUGCUAAAAUUAUGUUUGGGAGGCAAUUGAAAACAAGUCUGGAUUGGAUCCGACCAAAUGCCGAACACGAAAUAGUAAGGGCCAAUGAUAGACAAAGCCUUCAUCAUGAUUUACAUUCAAAGGAAAGAGAAUUUGAAAUCUCACAACCUGUAUGGUUAAAUAAUGAAAAUACCAAUGGUUGGAGAGAGGGAGUAAUUAAAGAAAGAAUAGGACUUUAUUCUUAUAUUGUUGAAUCUUCCGGGAAAACAUUACGAAAGCAUGCAGAUCAGUUAAGAAAUCGUUUAGUUAUCCCAAAUCAUGAAAGUUCUUUGGAAGUUACAGAAAUGGUUGUGCCAGUGAAUGAAGCAAAUACAAACACAAAUACCACAUUACGUUGUUCAUCAAGAAACCGUAAACCUACAAAGAGGUUUAUUGAAGAAAUAAUGUUUGAAGGAAAUGUAAUAAAUUAA
Molecule: messenger RNA, 507 nt
Organism: Gordionus sp. m RMFG-2023
Lineage: Eukaryota; Metazoa; Nematomorpha; Gordioida; Chordodea; Parachordodidae
Exons: 1
Coding region: 1-507 (168 amino acids)
Source: RefSeq, a predicted model, not a curated record